CUGGUCCCUGAAGUUCCCCCCUCUCCCCUUAUCGCAGCCGCUUUGUCUUGAGUUUGAUGCUUGCUUGCUUGCGACGGUUUGAAAGCAUCAAACCUCUGAACACCCAGUGUUUUUUGCUCUCUUCUUGUUCUCACCCCAUUAGGAUGAUAUUCUACGAUUGUCAAUGACUCCAGGGGUAGGUCUUCCUCUGCAGUGUCACUGUUGAUAUGUUUUCACAAGAUGUUAUCUUCUGCUGGACGGUCAUUCACGAUAGCACUGUCGAUCUUCACAUGCGUCGCCUACAGUUCUCAGACUACUCUUCCUACAGCAUCUGCGACAGCGCUGUCUGCUUUGAUUCCGACUUGUGCGGCGGACUGCGUCAAAGAGUUCAUAAUAACUAACUACCCGACGAAUGCGUGCUCUGAGCGGGACCUCGAUUGUCUCUGUCGGACAAAUACGACCAGUGGUUAUACACUUGGGGAAGGAGCGUUCCGUUGUAGCCUCUCUCUGUGUUCGAUACAGACAGUAUUCAACUCUGACCUGUACGAUAUCUGCGACUCGGUACCCGGAGCCUUGCCACGGACUCAUGCUACGAUCACUGCUACAGUAAUGCCAACGGGAGCAACUCGCACACGAGAGGCUACGACAACGACAGAACCUACUAUAACAACAAGGACAGCACCAUCUAGUUCGAGCUCCGGAUCCAGCUCCAACACCAAUACUAAGCUCACGUCUAGCCCCAAUGCGAACUCGGACUCGCCAACUUCCAACACCGAGCAUGCUUCUGUUACUACUGCAACUUUUCGAAGCCCUUUGACGGUAACUUCCCAGAAUCUUCCUACCAAUACUGGGAACGCUACCAGUAGCGGCCAAUCGGCAUCUGCGAGUUCAUCGGGCAGUAUGCUGGAACCUGCUGCUGUAAUUGGGGUUUCAGUUGCCUCUGGAAUUUCUGGAUUCUUCAUCAUUGGUGUCAUAAUAUUUUUCUGUUGUAGGAAAAUAAGGCGUCGGAACCAGCAGAGCAAAGACCAAAUUUUUUUCGAAAUCGGAGGCGUCAUGUCUGAGCCUCCGGAUUUUGCAUUUCCGCCACGACGGCCGACUGGGCCCCGGCCCAUGCCCAGCGCAACAGACAGGGACUCCGAGACCUCGAGACUGAUAACUCCAUUUGAACCGAGGGCCCAGACUCCCGCAGUUGUCGUUACUGGGCCGGGAAAAUACCACAGUGAUAGCCCAAUGGGGAUACAUAGUGCCGACAGAAUUGGUUUCGCGAUAUCUUCUAAUUCUGAAGUCAAGGCCUCAUUGAGUCAAUCGUCCCCACGAACGCUCUCGGAUUUACUCCCAGAUAAGCCGUCAUUUGGACUUUAUCCAGAGCCAUUGAGAUGGAGUCGCCAAAAACAGCCGAGGCGGAACAGUCAUGCUACUUUAUUUGAAGAGGAUGUGACAAGGCCCCGGAGCUUUCUAGGCGCUUCGUACCGAAAUUUGAAUCCAGCGGAUCCAUCUAGUCGAUCUCAGGGAAGCCGGCCGUACCAACGGGUCCCUAUGGCUGGGUUGCCUGCAAAUCCUCGUGCGAUGCUUCACGGCUUUGGAGAAAGCCAGGGUGGGAAACUUGCCAUGAGAGGUCCGAACUACCGGAAUAUGACUGUCGAUGCAGACACUGGCGAGAAGAUUCAAUCCUCUAGCCAAGCCGACACCUAUAACGGUCUACUGUAUCGCUCUCCUCUUUUAGAUACCGGUGAGUAUAUCGAUGGAUCCCGGCAAGAUCGCGAUGCUGGUCAUACGCGAGUUGUCGGACAGCCAUCGUCUUACGCCGGUGCAAGUCAUUCGUACCAUGAUGCAGAAGCGAAGAGCAACAUGCUAUACAGUCUAGACGACAAGUUCGAGGACAUUGACAUUGAUGGCCAUACUAGCAGAGUACAUCGCGAAUCGCGGCAUUCGGGGAGCCUUCGGCCGCUCACGCCGGUGCGGGAAGUCAGGACGCCGAUACACGAUCCCCCCAGGUGGAACUGGGAAUUCCCCUCAAGUGGCCAUUUUGACCCUCCUCGGAUGCCGUUUUCUGGGGCUGUCAGUGCCGGUCAGGAGAUCAUUUCCAGACCGCGGAUUGUGCGACGGGACGACAUCAAAAGGGUCCAAAUCCGGCGAGGCAAGCCACAUCCCGAGGAUUCAAACGCACCUUAUUCGCCUGAUGACUACUGGCUGGGUCAUAGUCCAGGAUUCGACACAAAAGCUCAAGCAUGCAGGCAGUCGACUGAUUCUAUUCGUUCCAUCGGAAGCAUGAAAAGCCACAUGCCAAAGAGGAAGCCGUUGCCGGUGGGGCGGGAUUUAACCCCGUCGCGCAGCGGCUCCGAUCUGAUACUGCGCGUGGAUUGACGAGAUGCACAAAAUGUAAUAGCUAGUGCUGCACUAUCUCUUGAUGUAGGAGUCCGAGAGUGAGGGUUUUCCU
Aspergillus sclerotioniger CBS 115572 is the source of this 2416-nucleotide messenger RNA. RefSeq lists its product as uncharacterized. The record is from RefSeq and is a predicted model, not a curated record. Lineage: Eukaryota; Fungi; Ascomycota; Eurotiomycetes; Eurotiales; Aspergillaceae. The transcript is spliced from 2 exons. The coding region runs from base 220 to 2343 and encodes 707 amino acids.